AUGACAAUACAAACCUAUUUUACAGGUGUCCUUAUAUUCGGAGCUGCUUUUGCGACUCGGCUUAUUCUUUUUCAAUUUUCAAAUAUUACAGAAACUUUAGGAAGUCGUGUGGAAAUCAUAACUCCUGUAACGAGUUUCAUUCGACGUACUGCACCAUUAUUACUUGUGUGUUUUCAAAUGCUUGGUUAUUUACCAAGUAUUUUUACAAAAUUAACAUUUAUAUUGACAGAUCUUAUUUUAGCUUAUUUUUUAACAGAUAUAGCUAGAAUAAAGCAGCAACUUUACAAUAAUUUUCCUAGAAUCGAAAUUGAAUUGAAAGAAAAUGUAUCGAAAGAAAUAGAUCCAUGGAUUAUUGCUGGAUUAUAUUUAUUUAAUCCGCUAACAAUUGCAUCAUGUCUUUCACAAUCUACAAUUAUAUUUACAAAUCUAUCAAUAGUUCUUGGAACUUAUUAUUCACUUAAAGAUAAUAAAAGUUAUGGAAUGUUUUGGAUUGCAAUGGCAACUUAUUUAAGUUUUUAUCCAUUUAUGUUGAUUUCGCCAUUAAUUUUAAUAUUAAUAAAUCAUGCUAAAUUAAGAGAAAAAAAUAUUAAAAUUGAGAUUUUUGGAUGUAUUGUAUUUUACGUUGGAUGUUUAAGUGGAUUAUUAAUUUUAUCAUAUCUGUUAAUUGGUUCUUGGGAUUUUUUAAAAGCUUCUUAUGGUGUUAUGUAA
Molecule: messenger RNA, 708 nt
Organism: Funneliformis mosseae
Lineage: Eukaryota; Fungi; Glomeromycota; Glomeromycetes; Glomerales; Glomeraceae
Source: the annotation of a GenBank genome assembly